Messenger RNA from Sorex araneus (European shrew), 1172 nucleotides. It is a transcript of the gene TMEM179B, whose product is annotated as transmembrane protein 179B. The record is from RefSeq and is a predicted model, not a curated record. NCBI's taxonomy places the organism in Eukaryota, Metazoa, Chordata, Mammalia, Eulipotyphla, Soricidae. The transcript is spliced from 5 exons. Bases 143 to 799 code for a protein of 218 amino acids.
AAUAAAGCCGCGCCCGGAAGUGACGUCUGCGCGCUCGCGGGUCGCGCCGGAGGAGGCGGGGCUUGGGCGGUUGCUUCCGGCGGCGGCGCUUCCUGGUGCUGGUAGUGGUGGUGCUGGUGGCGGUGGCCGUGGCCAGGGUGCCAUGGCGCUGCCCUGGCUGCACCGCGUCGAGCUCAUGCUCCUGGCCGCCGCCUUCCUGUGCGGGGCCGUGGCGGCGGUGGCGCUGACUCGGACCCAGGGCUCCUUCAGGGGCUGUCCCCUGUACGGUGUGGCUGCCCUGAAUGGCACCUCUCUGGCCUUGUCCCAGCCCUCGGCCCCAUCCCUCUGCUAUUUUGUGGCUGGGGCCUCGGGCCUCCUGGCCCUCUACUGUCUCCUACUUCUGCUCUUCUGGGUCUACAGCAGCUGCAUCGAGGAUUCCUACAGAGGCCCCGUCGGGCUCCGCAUAGCACUGGUCGUCUCCGUUCUGGCCAUCUUCCUGCUCUUAGUGUCCGCCUGCAUUCUUCACUUUGGUACCAGUUCUCUCUGCAAAUCCAUCGUCUCCCAGAACAUAACAAAUAGUUGCGCUGAAGCCCAGAAAAUCCGAUGGACACCCCUUGGAAUUACUUUGCAGUUUUACUCCAGCCUACACAAUGCUGAAAUCUCCUCCUGGGUGAACCUGCUGUUGUGGUGUGUGGUGCUGGUGCUCCAAGUCGUGCAGUGGAGGUCUGAAGCCACUUCCUUCCGGCCUCGGCAGAGAGGGGACCCUGCGUGGAGCUCCGAGACGGAUGUGCUGGUUGGGACCCGCCUCCCCCAUUACUGAAGAGCAAGGAGGGUCUUCCCGCCAAGACCCCAGUUGGUGCUGGAAGUCCUCUUGCCCCGCUCGGCAGGGAGCCUGUAGUGAAUCCUGAUGGCAGGCCCUCUCCUCCAUCUCUUCCUACAGCUAUUUUUGUACCAAAAGCGUGUUCCUUUCUUCUCUCGUCUUGGAACUGAGUUCUCAGUGUUAAGAGCACUGACAGGAGGGUGAUGGGCUAAGAACUCGUGGAUCAAAACUUAAGCUGUCCUUGGGGCUGGAGCGAUAGCACAGUGGGUAGGGCAUUUGCCUUGCAUGCGGCCGACAUGGGUUCGAAUCCCAGCAUCCCAUAGGGUCCCCCGAGCACCGCCAGGAGUAAUUCCUGAGUGCAUGAGCCAGGAGU